CAACUUUUAAUCUCGGGCUCUAAUCCAUCCGAGCUUAAGAUCUCUCUCUCCAUUAGCGCCGCCGCCGCCGCCGCCGCCAAAAAUCGCCGGCGAAAUGGACGCCUUCCUCGCCGGAAUCCCGCAGCUCCGCAGGCCGGCGGCGCUGAUCGCGUCGUGCUGCGCGCUGGUCCUCCUCGCCACCGUCCUCCUCCUCCCGCGCGCUCCUCCCGCCGCCCCGGAGCAGCUUGCCUCCGCCGCCGCCGCCGCCGCCGUCCGCCUCGACGCGAGGGUCGAGCGGAGGAGCGGCAACGAGGUGCUGUGGCAGCUGCCGCCGCCGACGACGCCUCCCCGCGCCGCGGUGUUCGUGGCCCCGGGGUGCACCAUCCGCGCCACCGACUUCUUCGACGCCUCGCCGGGGUGCCCGCGCUGCGCGGGGCUCCCCGAGGAGCGCCGCUUCACGCGCGAGGCGCUCCGCCGCGGGUACGCCGUGCUCGCGGUGUCCAGCCGCGCGGAGUGCUGGUCCCUCGACACCGGGGACGGGGGCGAGCUCGCCGCCGUGGAGUCCAUCAUCGAGUGGUGGGUCAAGGAGAGGCACCCCAACCAGCUCGCCGGCCUCCCGCUCGUCGGGAUCGGCGCCUCUUCAGGCGGGUACUUCCUCUCCGCGCUGGCGGCGAGGGUCAGGUUCAGCAGCGUCGCAAUCAUGAUCGCCGAGGGCGUGUUCGCCACGAUGGAGGAGAUCCCGGCGAGGUACCCGCCGGCGCUGUUCGUGCAAAUGCCCAAGGACGGCGAGAGGGCGCGGGAGGUGGCGGCGAGCAUGGGCAAGCUCAGAGGGAGCCGCGUCAGCGUGCGGGAGAUCCAAUGCGGCGAGUUCGCCGUGAGCGCCCAGUUCUUGGCGGCGAGGAUACCCGGGUUGACCCUCGCCGUCGCCGAUGGGCUGGUCGAUGUGCUUCGCCGGAAGGGGUUCGUGGAUGAGAAGGGGUUUCUGAAGAAUGACGGGAGGAGCACGCCGUGGAAGAAGGCGGCGGAGGAGGCGAAGAUCUUGCCGGAGGAAUUCCGGCUGGAGAGGCAUGUCACGGAGGAGCUGAAUCUUGCAUAUGCGUACCAUGAGUUUACCAGCCUCAAGAAUGGGGAAAUCUUCGACUGGUUUGAGUCGCAUAUGGAUCAUAAGAGCUGAAAGUGUUCUAGUGGCAAUGCUACUGAAACUGAUUUGAAGCGAGCAAUUCGAUGGUGGAUCCAGCUGAUGCUUCUGAUUUUGAGGAAUGGAAUGCACAAUCAUUGAUUCAAGAGAGAUGGGAAGAUGGAGGAAAACCUCGUAAGGCUUCUUCUCGCAGUUUACCGUUCACAAUGCCCACUUGUAGUUUCUAAUACAAUUACGUUCCAUUCUUCCAUUGUUGUUGUUGAUGUAACAGGCGUUUUAUUACCAUUGUAUCUUGUAACAGAGGAAUUACUUCAAUCCACAGAAAAAUGAUAAAGAUGCCGAACAAUUGGUCCA
Oryza sativa Japonica Group (Japanese rice) is the source of this 1471-nucleotide messenger RNA. RefSeq lists its product as uncharacterized. NCBI's taxonomy places the organism in Eukaryota, Viridiplantae, Streptophyta, Magnoliopsida, Poales, Poaceae. The record is from RefSeq and is a predicted model, not a curated record.